Molecule: messenger RNA, 2486 nt
Organism: Calypte anna (Anna's hummingbird)
Lineage: Eukaryota; Metazoa; Chordata; Aves; Apodiformes; Trochilidae
Gene: TMEM45A
Product: transmembrane protein 45A
Exons: 6
Coding region: 233-1060 (275 amino acids)
Source: RefSeq, a predicted model, not a curated record
AGCGGCUGCCACAUCUGGAGGGUCCGGCGGCCGGGGGGCUGGUCUGGGCCCGGGCAGAGAAAUCCCUCGGAGGGGGAGAGGGGCUGCGGGGAAAGAGGAGAAGGAAGGAGGCUGCGAGGGAGCGGGGCGGCGGAGGUAAAGGGAACUCGACAGCCUCCCAGCCCUGGGUGCGGGCAAGGCUGGAGCUCUUUCACCGGGAGGCUGCAGGAGGGGUAUUGUCCAGCAGAAAACCAUGGGCAAUUUCAAAGGGCACGCCCUUCCUGGAAGCUUUUUUCUUCUUUUUGGUUUGUGGUGGUCAGUGAAGUAUCCACUGAAGUAUGCCUGUCGAAAAAACAAGAAUGCUUGCUACCUUGGCUCCAGGGCAGGAUUUCAGCGUCUGGAGUUUGUUGAAGGGAUCAUCAAAGCUGUCUUUUCCCUGAUUGGAAUGGUGGCUGAGCAGUUUGUUCCUGAUGGACCUCAUCUUAAAUUGUAUAACUAUGAGGAAAAGCACUGGGAUCACUUGAUGAACUGGCAACAUGCUACCAUGUACCUCUUCUAUGGCAUUUCAGGAUUGGUUGACAUUGUGACUCAUGGGACCAACACAUUACCAGUGGCCAUGGACAGGAUGAUGCUUUCCUUAGCAGUCUUUAUUGAAGGUUUUCUCUUUUGCUACCACCUUCAUGGGAGAGCCAUGCUGGAUGUUCAUGUUCAUCAGUUACUGCUAUUUGCUAUCUUUGGAGCUGCUGUUUGCAUAUUUCUGGAAGUUUUCUUCCGUGGCAGUAUUGUCCUAGAGAUGCUCCGUACAAGCCUCUGCAUAUUACAAGGCAGCUGGUUCUGGCAGAUUGGUUUUGUGCUUUAUCCUCCAAAUGGGAGCGCAGAGUGGAAUCAGACGGAUCAUACUAAUAUGAUGUUCCUCACCAUGUGCUAUUGCUGGCAUUAUGCUUUUGCUUUUCUUAUACUUGCAGUGAAUUACACAAUUGUCAGCUGGGCAAUUCGUUCAAAGGUUAAACAGUCCCAGUCGAUGGAAAUGGGAUUACUGAAAACAUCGGAACGAGAUCAAGAGUCAGAAGAUGAAAUUUAGUAUAAGUAUGGCUUGACUAGCUUAUCUGCUCUACCAUUAGGCUAAAUGGUACCUCAUUUCUAAUCUGUUUACCAUCUUAUUAUGCUUUACUACAACUUGCUAUACAAAUAACAUCCCUUCGAGUACUGUUACAUCUUUAUUUGCAGAGGGUAAGCUUGGUAUCGACUUGAGGUGGUUACACUAGUAUCUUGCUCAUCACAUGCUUCAAAGAAAAACACACUAAUAUUAUACAGACUUGACCAGGAUGAGGGGGCAUGAUGAAGUCUGUUUGACUCAUUAAAAGCUAAGUAAAAUGAACUGACUAUUAAAUUUCCAUAGUUUGGGAGUCCCAGUAAAUGUGUUUGUUGCCCUGCAAGCAACUGUGCAUAAAUAACUGUGAAGACCUGGAAAUUGGUAGAACAAGAUAAAAAAAAAAAAUCAGUCAUGCAGCUGUUUUGCAUAAUACUUUUAUGUCUCUGCUUGUAGCCUGAUGAUAAAUGGGAUGAAUGCACACUGCAAACUCAUUCAGUGUUUCCUUGAAGAGUAUGAAGUGUGUUCAGUCCUGAAGAUGCACCACCAAGCUUGAUACCAGAGAGCAACAUGGUGAUCAAAAGCCACUGCAGUUAUUAAUUCUCAUGCCUAACUAGUCCUGCCCCUUUGCUAUUAUUUGACUUUGAAAGGCAGUGAAGUGACUUUACUUACCUUCAGCUCCUGGAGCAACAUCUUUCCCAGAAAGGCCAAGGGGUGUCCAGUGGGGCAGCACCCAUCUGCAAAGCCAGUUUCUUUUCCAAAGUUAAUUUCUCUUCUUCGGUGGAAUUUGGUGAAAUCUCAGCAGGGUUUGUAGCAGACAUGUGACUGGACCCAGCACCUCGGUCAGGAGAGGAUAAUACUGAUCUGCAGGCAGGAUGAAACAUUUUGCAUUCUUUUCCUUAUGUGACUCCUGCUGCUGCCCCUGCAAGUGCUGGGCAACCUGCAGAGUGCUGCAUGGUGAGCUGUGAGAGGGCAGAUGUUGCCUUCAUAGUAGCUCCAUGCCCAGCUACCCAUAGCAGUGAGUCACUUUUUUAAAAAAUUAAACCUUUUAUAAUUGGAACUAUUUUCUCUGCUAAAACAGAAAUCUUGAUCCAGAAUGCUUUUUGCGGCACUCACUGUUGUUUGGGAUGCGCUCCAACCUCAACAAAAGGGAAAUAACUGACUGAUAUAUGUCAAAAGACAUCAGAAAAUGAUGUUGUGUAUAAACCUAAGGCUGUUGUGUCACCCCUGGGCAGACUUUUGAAGCAUUGCUCUGGCUCUAAUACAUAUUUUGAGAGAUUUUCAUGAGCAGCUAGACAGGAAGGAGCACUUGCUGUGCCAGUGCAUGUAUGCUUUGCCUUCCAGAGGGCUGAGCACAAAACGCAGGCUCAUGGCCAUGGGCCACUUUACAUAUUCAUCAGGGAAUCAUUAUAGAAAA